This is a messenger RNA of Thlaspi arvense, 465 nucleotides long. NCBI's taxonomy places the organism in Eukaryota, Viridiplantae, Streptophyta, Magnoliopsida, Brassicales, Brassicaceae. The record is from the annotation of a GenBank genome assembly.
AUGAGUGGAGAGAGUGAGAGAUUCUUGCAGAAAGCUAUACAAGAACAAGGAAGAGGGAGGGUCUUGGACACCAUCAACGAGAUCCAAGAAAGGCAUGACGCGGUGAAAGACAUAGAGAAGAACCUAAGGGAGCUUCACCAAGUGUUUCUAGACAUGGCGGUGCUGGUAGAGCACCAGGGAGGUCAGCUCGAUGACAUCGAGAGCCACGUGGGCCGAGCUAGCUCCUUUAUCAGAGGCGGAACCGAGCAGCUACAAACCGCUCGGGUUUACCAGAAGAACACCCGUAAAUGGACAUGUUACGCCAUUAUCAUUCUCAUCGCCAUCAUAAUUAUUGUGGUUCUUGUUGUUGUUAAACCAUGGGAGAACAAAGGAGGCGGUGGCGGCGGCGGGGGUGGUGGUGGAGGCAAUCAGCCAAAUGCAGGUCAGCCACCGAGUCCUCCUCAGGCAAGGCGCCUAUUGCGUUGA